Penicillium coprophilum is the source of this 3366-nucleotide messenger RNA. RefSeq names its product ankyrin repeat protein. Gene Ontology annotation, molecular function: protein binding. The coding region runs from base 1 to 3366 and encodes 1121 amino acids. The transcript has 3 exons. The record is from RefSeq and is a predicted model, not a curated record. Gene Ontology annotation, cellular component: cytoplasm. Lineage: Eukaryota; Fungi; Ascomycota; Eurotiomycetes; Eurotiales; Aspergillaceae.
AUGGACCCGAUAUCUGCGAUCGGGUUUGCUUCGGCAAUUGUUCAGAUUCUAGGCGCACUUACUUCGACUAUUCAUGGCCUCCAUGAACUACAUGGGAAAUUCAGCGAUGCUGACUUUACGAUCCAUUCGCUUAUUCAAGAGCUGGGCUGUAUCCAGACAGCACUCACGAGUCUGAAGGAAUGGUAUCGGCUCAGUUCUUCCAAUGUGAUGGUAUCGGAGGAAUUCAAUGAACAGCUCGUUACAGCCAUGAAUGGCUGCCAAAUCAUCAUGGAAGUUCUAUCGGCGGAUGUGAUGACUUUAGUUCAUGGCAGUCGCAAUGGCGGUACAGUUGGGUUUAGAUUGCGCAUUCGAGUCAUUUGGAAGGAAGAUAUUAUGAAAGCACACCAGGAGAAACUACAUGCACAAGUAAUGGCAUUGCAGCUAUUACUCCAAGUCUGCCAGUGUCAUACAUCACAAGAGCAGGUCCGCUUAUUGAGACAGGCAACGACUCUUCGCAUUAUGCGCAGGGUUCGCGACGACACCGAAACAAUACUAUCCACGCGAAGUCAGCCUACAUCUAGCGCGGGAAGCAUCUCGCAGCACAGCAGCUUCACCGCCAGUGACCAAGUUAUCGAUUCCAAUGAUGCCCUUCCAGUCUGGCCAGUAUAUCACAGAUCACCCCAGCAACUCGUACCGUCAAUCGGGGCUCCAAGUAGCCAGACCGACACCAAUUAUAGCCAAAGUCUAUUCACAGAUGAAGGCUAUGCAGACACCCCUACGCGCAAUAGCAGCGUUGCAGGGCCAUCUGAUACUCCUCCACCCCACCAGCAUCAUCUCCUCUUGCCUACUAGCCCAUCGGCGCCGGUACAUCCAGCUCACAGGAGGACAACAUCUUACCAAGAUACACCGCGUCCAGGCUUGCAAAAUAUGCCCCGGAGCAAGUCAGAUAGUAAGACACCGAAGACACUUGAGAGAUCUGCCUCUAAGCUUGAAAGAAUAUCUUCCCUACUUCGCUUGAAUACCUCAAGUCGUCUCAAUCUUACCUCUUCGCCUUCUAAGGGCUCGCCGAAAGUAGGCACUGGCACACCUCUCACAAAAGUGAAGCGUAUACGAGAGAAAAAUCCCCACAUCAGCAUUGACCUGACCGGCCCGGAUGCUGCCUUUAUUCCACAGAUUGUGAAGGCUGCCCAAGCCGGUUCCCGAGGUGAGGUAGCACGGCUUAUUGAAUAUGGCAUUAAUAUUGAAGAGCGACAUAAAGCAUCAGGUCGAAAUGCAUUGCUUGUUGCUGCCCACUGCGGAAAAGAUGACGUUGUUGAGCUUUUGAUUCAACAUCAUGCUCGACUAGAUGUUACCGAUGGUUCUGGCUGGACCGCACUCCAUCUUGCAGCUUCGCGUGGUCAUUGCGGUGUGAUAAGCCUACUGAUCGAGGAGCGCAACAUUAUAGAAGUUCCAAACUAUCAAGGCCGUACGGCAUUGCGAAUUGCUGUUGACCGAAGCCAGCAUGAGGCCCUACAACUGCUGCUUAUGCACAAUGCAAAGGUCAACACUCGUGCUGAGAAUCAAAUGACUACUUUGCACGCUGCAGCAAAGCAGGGUGAUGCGGAAAUUGUACACAUGCUUGUGUCAAACGGCGCUGAUAUCGAGGCUAAGGAUGCCACCAUGAUGUCGGCAUUGCAUUAUGCAUGCGAAGGAGGUCACGUCGAAGCCAUUGCAGUGCUUUUAGCUCACAGGGCUAAUAUAGAAGGUGCCGGCCGUAGUCGAAAGACACCAUUGAUAUGUGCUGCUGAAGCAGGCCGGUCCCAGGCUGUCGAUUUCCUAUUGAAAUCCAAACAAAAAGCUUCUUCGAGUGCUGUAGAUGACACCGGGAUGACUGCCUUGCAUUGGGCUGCCUACAAUGGCCACGAAGAGACAGUGGAAAUUCUCAGUCAGAAGAAAGGAUCUAUGGCGAAGGUUAAUGCAAUGGGACGAACGGCUUUGCACUUGUCCGUUAUCCAGACCAAAUUUGCUGUCGUUGAGCCACUACUACGCAAAGGUGCCGACCUCAACAGCCAAUGUGCAACAGGUCUUAAUCCGCUCCAUUAUGCCUGUAUGGCAGACAGUAUCGAGAUUGCAACGCUGUUACUCUUAGAAGGCGUUGAUAUUGAAGCACCGGAAUAUCAAAACCAGCAAAGACCUUUGCAUAUCGCAGCAGCGCGGAGCUCAAUAGCCCUUAUAGAUCUUCUUUGUGAUAAAGGAGCUUCUUUAGAGGCUCGGGAUAGCGUUGGAGAUCGCCCGCUUAGUGUAGCAUGUCGCUGUGGACAUGUGGCUGCAGUGGAAAAGCUGUUGGAUCGAGGAUCUCCUCUCUACCAGAAGAACCCAGCUACAUCACGCAGCCAUCUACCCGUGGUUUCGCUCCUGCUAGAGCGCGGCGCAUCGGCAUCCAAAAAGGACGAGGGCGGCUGGCAGCCUUUCCGCUAUGCGGCAUAUCAUGGCCAUCAAGAUGUCCUUCAGGUGCUCUUGUCUCGUACGAGUAUACCCGACAUGGAUGUCCCAGAUAUCAUUCGCAUGCCGGAGACAAUUGGGUUCUCGCCCGAUGCCACAAUCUCAGAGGACUGCAAGGCUCGGGUGAAAGAACUUCUCAACCAGGCUUUGGCAGACUCUGGUCUGAUGCCUCCACGUCAUACCCCAAGUAUGCCCCAGAAUGUGAAUCAGGGGACUGAUCCCGCUCAAUAUUCGCAGUCUCGUAAUUCACGAGAUCGCGAAAGCUUUUUCCCUCAAGAGCUACCCGCAACUUUAGAGCACGGUCUUCCUAGCAGUCGUUCAACAACUCCUGAGCGUGGCUAUCUGACUGAACCUCCGCAGUCGAUCGACCCCUUGUGGCAUAUUCGUAUGCGAGCCGGUGAGCAAAUGUCACCGCCAGUGAGUUCGCAAAAUGCUUCCGUUCCCAAUGACUCUCGUGGGGUAUCUCCUAUACGUCAGCCUAAACAGGAUCCUGCUAGGAAAAUUCUUAGUCGGCCUCCAGCCAGAGAAAAACCGCCGGUGUCGGCCACCUUCAUUCCGCGGCAAAUCCCGGUCUUUCCCUCUCAGAUACCCCAAAGACCUUCGGGGGUACCACCUCGCCCGAGGGAUAGAGGCUCUGCCGCUAGAAUCACACAUAAUCAUAGUCAAGAGAGUCGUGUCCCUAGAACAAUUUCUCCUCGACGUGAAAGUGAGUUUCCGACUCCAAGACCCGAAGAGCCAUCUGAGCCAACUGAGCCAUCUGAGCGCACUCAAGAACCCGUCGCUGAUUCCUCAGACUCGGAUUCAGACUCGUCAUCUUCGGUAUACACGGUACCGGAAGAAUAUAUGGACGCUGUUGUUGUUUCAGAGGAUGAACCGCCGCGUGGGCCGUAUAAAAUUGCUGCAUAA